UACUAACUGUUGUGAUGGGCAUAGCAUGGGUUGGUAAUGUCCUCUUCUUUAGGAAAGAGCUUCUCUUCAUUGCAUACAUCAUGACAGUCUUCAUUGCUGCUCAAGGAAUUAUUAUAUUUAUACUUUAUGUCCUGUUGUCCAAACAAGUGAGGGCAGUAUACUCUAAAUGGUGGAAGGACAAAAAAGCUAAUUCUCAGUUUUUUAGCAUUUUUACAUCAAAAGCAUUAUUUCCUUUUCGCUCAGCAGAUCAAGCUAAAGACUUUGGAACUCAUUCAAAUAGCAAUCAUAACGAGGCAUCUCUUAAUGAGAAAUGUGAUGAAGUCAAUAACAAGGAGAUGGAGAAUCACUGUGAAGAUGAAUACCCAUCUCCCAUUGUUAUGCAAGAUUCCACUCUUGCUAAUUUAAAUGAGGAAAAUGAGGAGACUGACUCUGAUGAUUAAAUAUAAUUUUUGUCAUGUUUAAAGGUUUUUAUGUCUAUAUU
This is a messenger RNA of Amphimedon queenslandica, 481 nucleotides long. RefSeq lists its product as uncharacterized. The coding region runs from base 15 to 440 and encodes 141 amino acids. The transcript has 4 exons. Lineage: Eukaryota; Metazoa; Porifera; Demospongiae; Haplosclerida; Niphatidae. The record is from RefSeq and is a predicted model, not a curated record.